Daucus carota subsp. sativus is the source of this 1828-nucleotide messenger RNA. Its product is annotated as 3-ketoacyl-CoA synthase 4. The coding region runs from base 133 to 1698 and encodes 521 amino acids. The transcript has a single exon. Gene Ontology annotation, molecular function: acyltransferase activity, transferring groups other than amino-acyl groups. NCBI's taxonomy places the organism in Eukaryota, Viridiplantae, Streptophyta, Magnoliopsida, Apiales, Apiaceae. The record is from RefSeq and is a predicted model, not a curated record. Gene Ontology annotation, biological process: fatty acid biosynthetic process. Gene Ontology annotation, cellular component: membrane.
ACAUGGCCUAUUUUUGAAUAACACAGCACACAUUAAAUCCAAAUCACUAGAAAAAAUAAUUUAUCUCAUCCUCUCCACUAACUCGCUCACUCCAGCUUAAUAAUAAUCUAAUAAUUGAGGGCGGCCACCACCAUGGACGGAGGCGGGAAUGCACGAGUCAACUCUGGCGCCACCGCUCGUGGUGGUGGCGAUGGACUUCCGGCCAUCGGAAUUCAGAUCCACUCCCGCCGUCUCCCUGAUUUCCUCCAAACCGUUAAACUCAAGUACGUCAAAUUAGGUUAUCACUAUCUCAUCUCUAAUCUUUUCACUCUUUGUUUGAUUCCUGUUAUUAUCAUCAUUCUAAUCGAAGCUUCGCAAAUGAAUUUCGAUGAUAUUCGUCAAUUGUGGCUGCAUCUUCAGUAUAAUCUCGUGUUUGUUGUUGUUUGUUUUGCUGUUCUGGUUUUCGGAUUUACUGCGUAUAUUAUGACUAGACCUAGGUCUGUUUAUUUGGUUGAUUACGCGUGUUAUCGUGCGCCUGAUCAUUUAAAGGCGUCGAAUGAGCGGUUUAUGAGGCAUUCUAGGUUGACUGGGGAUUUUGAUGACUCGUCGUUGGAGUUUCAGAGGAGAAUUUUGGAGAGAUCGGGGUUAGGGGAGGAGACCUAUGUUCCGGAAGCAAUGCAUGUUAUUCCUCCUCAGCCGUCGAUGGCUGCUGCCAGGGCGGAGGCCGAGGAGGUUAUGUACGGCGCGUUGGAUAAUUUGUUUGCGAAUACGGGGAUCAAGGCGAAGGAUAUUGGGAUUUUGGUUGUAAAUUGUAGUUUGUUUAAUCCAACGCCAUCGUUGUCCGCGAUGAUUAUUAAUAAGUAUAAGUUGAGGGGGAAUGUUAGGAGUUUUAAUUUGGGAGGGAUGGGGUGUAGUGCGGGGGUUAUUGCCAUUGAUAUGGCGAAGGAUUUGUUGCAAGUGCAUAGGAAUACGUACGCUGUUGUGGUGAGUACAGAGAACAUUACGCAGAAUUGGUAUUUUGGGAAUAAUAAAGCUAUGUUGAUACCUAAUUGUUUGUUUAGGGUUGGUGGUGCGGCUGUUUUGUUAUCUAAUAAGUCUGCAGAUAAGAGGCGAGCAAAGUAUAAGCUUGUUCAUGUUGUGAGGACACAUCGUGGGGCGGAUGACAAGGCAUUCCGUUGCGUUUAUCAAGAGGAGGAUGGUGCUGGGAAAAUUGGUGUGUCUUUGUCGAAAGAUCUCAUGGCAAUUGCUGGCGGGGCUCUUAAAACUAAUAUCACCACAUUAGGUCCUAUUGUUCUCCCAAUCAGCGAGCAGCUUCUCUUUUUUGCUACUCUGCUGGUUAAAAAGUUUUUUAAUCCUCAUGUGAAGCCUUAUAUCCCAGAUUUUAAGCUGGCAUUUGAUCAUUUUUGCAUACAUGCUGGGGGAAGGGCAGUGAUUGACGAGCUGGAGAAGAAUCUGCAGUUGCUACCAAUACAUGUGGAGGCUUCUAGAAUGGCUCUCCACCGGUUUGGGAACACUUCAGCAAGCUCUAUCUGGUAUGAACUGGCAUAUACUGAGGCGAAGGGAAGAAUACGCAAGGGUCAUAGGGUCUGGCAGAUUGCUUUUGGAAGUGGUUUCAAAUGUAAUAGUGCAGUAUGGCAAGCUCUGCGACAUGUCAAAGCAUCCAGUAAUAGUCCCUGGGAUGAUUGCAUUGAUAAGUACCCGGUGACAGUAGUCUCCUAGCAUUGUAAGAAGACAGUGGACUCUUCAUAUGAUAUUAACAAUCUGUAUUGUAGACAUUUUCUUGUCUCUAAAUUUUAUUUCCUACUAGUCUAUUUUGGUUUAAUGUGAAAUUCUUAGCUUGUUUUGAUAA